CUUUAUUGGCCCUGUUUCGACCGCGGACAGACAGAAGCAAGUGGACCGGUUUAAUGCUAAGCUAACUCAGUCAAUUUACAAGCGGGUAAUUUUGAUUUUUGCUUUGGUUUCCUCCUCAACCCACGCGCGGAUCUACUUUCGAAAAUUCAUAUCUACAUGUAAAUAUUCUAGCUGGUAGGCUAACAAGCGGAACCUGCCGUUUAUUUUGGUAAACCGCUUCUGUGCUGCUAGCAGAAUCAGCAGCGGUAGGCGCCAGUCCUGUUUGACAACAGCGUUAUUUGGUCACGUUCUUGGUGUUGUUGUUUGUAGCUGCUCAGUGAACGAGCUAAUUCCCGUUAGCUGCAACCGGGAAAGCAAGAAAACUCCCGCUAACGAUAUAAGAGAAGUCCAUCAUGGCAGAAUUCCUCGAAGACCCGUCGGUUCUCACGAAAGAUGAGCUGAGAGAUGAGCUUAGAGCAAACAAUGUGCGACUUCCCAGCGGCGUGCAUAAGAAAGAGGUGUACGUUCAACUGUAUCUCAAAAACUUAACCAUAUUGAACAACAAGAAAAGUCCACCCGCGGACACCUUUUCCAGCGACGAAGAGUUGCCUGCACCUGUGGUUUCCAACAAAAGUCGGUCUGGCAGAAAAGCUACAAAAAAGACAGACAAGCCUCGCACAGAAGAAGUGGAGGUGACAGAUCUCACUGACGAAGAUUUAAAACAGCAGCUGGCAAAACACGGUGUGGAAUCAGGACCCAUUGUGGCCUCAACUCGAAAGGUGUAUGAGAAGAAGCUGCAGAAGCUUUUGGAUCAGCCUCCAGUUGAGCCUGAAGCUCCUACAGACGUAACAGUUCUCCCAAAGGCUGACAGUAACCAGAAUGGAAACACAAACUCUGACCAGUACAGUGACAAAGAAGAUGAGGAGAUUACGGCCCCUGAACCUGAGGCAGUUCCUGUAGUGGAGAAGCCUGUGCGAAGUGGAGGGAAAGCUCCCGUCACUGUCAGAACGAGCAGCAGACGACAAGCAAAGGUGGUUGAAGAAGUGGUUGUUACCGAAGAGAGUCCCAAGAAAAAGACAGCGGAGAGUGUUGUUGAAGAUAUUCUUGCCAAUGAAAUAAGCACACCAACAGGCAUCAGUGCAACUUGCAGGCGUCCAAUUCGAGGGGCAGCUGGUCGACCAGUAAAACCAGGCGAUUACUGGCUGGAUGAGUCCCGCGUGCAGCGCACCAUCCACACCGAAAGCCGCACCUACUCAGAGUCUUUUACCAGAGGAGGCAGUGUCACAGUUUCUUCAAGCAAAGCGCCAGCCCGACGAGGUUUCCUGUCUGUCCUACUCAAGCUCCUGCUGCUCAUUGCUGUGGUUGCUGGUCUGUACUAUGCCUACCAGAAUCUGGAUGCCAGUCACAUCAACACCCUGAAAGGUCUCCUGGACGGUGUGGUCGUCCCUCUGCAGGGCGUUGUUGAAAACGCAGCCACCUACCUGGGUAUCAGCGGUGAUGGUGCCACACAGAGUACCGACAAGUAAAGACCCUCAGCAGUCCCUCGCCAUACCCAUGCCGCCUCCCCUCCACCUGCCACAGCACAUCACAACCCACGCACCAAACUGGGCUCACCUCCUCUUCCUUUUUCCUACAUGUGUGGACAAAGGACACAGUUUUAAUUGGAAUCGAUUAACUUUUUUCCUCUCUGGGUUUGUGCUCUCCUCUGACCACUAGAGGGAGCUAUACUCAAACAGUAGCUUCUGGAUAAUGCUGUUUUGUGGCAGUCAGAAGAGACUAAUUUUAAUGUUGAUUUUAAUCUGUGAAUUGUUUGUGUCUUUGUGUAUUUAACCCGUGUAUGUAGAAAAGAGUACAGAAUGGAGAGGCCAGGUUAUCCAUGCAUGGUUGUAGUUUUUAAAGGUCAUACUGUAGUUCUUAAUGCUCUGUGCCAGGUUUUUUCUGAUGGUGGAGUGCCUGGACAAUGUUAGCACUUAGUGCCCUCCCAUUUUGAAGCACAAAGCUACACUACUACUAAUACCAUAUUAUCUUCAUGUCUUUCUAUAUGGUUUUCAUAAUUUGCUCUGUAGUUAGAGAUUUAGCUAGAGAUCAUUUCUAUGGUGCUCAGGUCAAUUCAGCUCAAACCUUUUCAUGUGGUCUGUGCUGGGAGGACACACAUGGUGCGGUCAGGUCACAACACUGCAUGAGGAAAACCAACCCUCAUUCAAUCUCCAAUAAAAGAUUCUUUUUAGUCAAUCACAGUAUUCGAGGUUCUGAAGUUACACCUCGGGUCACCUUUUCAUUGUGUUGUAAUCAUGACUUCUGGAGUCGUCAGAUUGAAAUAGAAGACUUAAUGUUUGUUUGUUUGUUUUGUUUGUUUUUUUUAAAGCAUCUUUUUACAACAUCCUCAAAGUUUCACAUGCAGGAUAUGGAAAAAUCAAAUGAAACUGCUUUUUAUAUGAUCAUUUGACUGUCCCUGCUUCAGGAAACUGCAGCAUACUGUCAUACAUCAUUACUAAUUUUCCAGGCCUGCCUGUGUGCCCAUUUGAGUUUACAUGCUUUGGGUUUUAGUGCUUUGUUGUGCUUUUUUCCAUUUUUGUUUCUGUUAGAUUUCUGAUCCUUCAGUCCUUGAUGUAUGUGCAGGACUGGCUCAUGCAGGGCACCCACAUAGCCCACCUCACUGACACAGCAGACCUGCAAACACACAUGGAGAAAGCGGAUUCAUUGGGAUGCUUAACCUGUUUGCUUGUUUUUAUCUGCCUGUUUAAAUUGCCACAAAUUUACUGUAAAGGGUUUGUUUGACCACUGGGAUGACUCGCUGCAUUGGUUUUUCUGGAAGUGAUUGGGGGGGUGGGGGGGGAUUCCUUGGGUGUCUUGUUUCUAUUUUGAUAUUUUUCUAAAGUAGCGUGUUGAGCUUUUUAUAGCACAUUUUAAGGUAACAGUUGAAAGCAAUAUGUAAUCCAUUCAGAUGGGACUGUAUCCUAACCAGAACUUUCAUGAUUUAACACAAUUGAUUUCUCAUCAGGCAGCUCUCCCACAGUGAACAGAAGGACAGGGGUUAUGUGGGUAAGGAUUCUGAAUCUGUUUAUUUAUGAUAAUGUAGGCAGUGUAUCAUAAAAUAAACUUGAUUGUUACCAGA
Sphaeramia orbicularis (orbiculate cardinalfish) is the source of this 3094-nucleotide messenger RNA. RefSeq names its product thymopoietin b (gene tmpob). NCBI's taxonomy places the organism in Eukaryota, Metazoa, Chordata, Actinopteri, Kurtiformes, Apogonidae. The transcript has 6 exons. Gene Ontology annotation, molecular function: DNA binding. The record is from RefSeq and is a predicted model, not a curated record. The coding region runs from base 393 to 1505 and encodes 370 amino acids.